CUUACGUCAGUCGGCAAUGUUUGGAAAACGGGCCGAAGGUUAGAAAUUUGCUGUUAUCGAACAAAAAUGUUCAGAACCAUCGCUGUGUCGGCCAUCCGCCGUGCAGUGGUAACCAGUACGGCGGGCAUACGCCGCACUCCGAUACUUUCCAGCAUUGGAUCAGUGGCACCGAAGAACUUUUCGACUCUGGUUCGGAACCACGAGCUCUCGCUACGUCCUGCCGGAUCCAUCGGCAGUCUCAUUCAACCGUCGAUUGCACCCCGAUUACUUGAUGCGGUUCAAGCGUGUCCUCAGUUGCAAACUCAACCUUGCCGCACAGUGAUCAAGUUCUCGCUACGUAAAGGCAAAAGGAAGACGGUAAAGGCGGUUCUGAAACGAUUCAAGCGCCUCGACUGGGGCGGUUGGAUUCGGACCAUUUCCGGACGUCACAAGAAGCUGUGGCGAAAGAAGGCCAAUCGCAAGCGGCGUCUGCGGCAACACGUCCUCGUCAACGCUACUCAGUCCACGCUGCUGGACAAGAUGGUGACGAAGUACUGGAAGCGGCCGCGAUACUACAUAAACGACCCGUAUGCUCCGUACCACUCACGGGAAGAGUUUGUGUACACCAGACGGAGACCCUUGGCGUGAAGGGGCAAUUUUUUUUGCAGAAAACGUGCUAAGUAGUGAAACCAAAACGGCCGGUUCGAAAUAUAAUCGAUUUAUUUGCUAAUGAUCAA
This is a messenger RNA of Anopheles cruzii, 716 nucleotides long. It is a transcript of the gene mRpL35, whose product is annotated as 39S ribosomal protein L35, mitochondrial. NCBI's taxonomy places the organism in Eukaryota, Metazoa, Arthropoda, Insecta, Diptera, Culicidae. Gene Ontology annotation, cellular component: mitochondrion; ribosome. Gene Ontology annotation, biological process: translation. Gene Ontology annotation, molecular function: structural constituent of ribosome. Bases 67 to 627 code for a protein of 186 amino acids. The transcript has 2 exons. The record is from RefSeq and is a predicted model, not a curated record.